AUGCCAGCCAUGAGCGCUGUCUCAAUCAUCACUGUAACCACCAAUCUGUGCCUAAUUAUCCCCCAUUUUAACCCCAUCCGGUUGAUUUUCCGCACCCUGAGGACUAACAUUCCGAACCCCACCCACAACACCGCCGCACCCAGCAGCGACACUGCUGCGUUGAUGUACAGCAGAGGCCGCGUGGAGUUGAUCCCCUCCAUCCACCCGCUGAACUUCAGCGUCAGGAUGGCCACCAGUGCCGCGAAGGCCACCUCUAUGGACGCGUACAGCACCCUGAACAGGAGCUUCAACCUCCGGGCGGACAUCGUCUGCAUCGACAGCAACACCUCUCCCUCUUGGCCCGUCGCUCCUUGGGACUUCGACUGUGAGCCCUCCCCGUGCAACAAGCUCCCCUCCGCGCUUCUUGCGCUUGACACGCCUUCCUCGAGACCAUCUGUUGCGCUGGAGGCCGUUUGCCCGCCCUCCAUGGCGCCCCUGGGCGCGCCGCAAUCGGCAAGCUUGUGGAAGCUUCAGCUGGUUCAGAUGCGCUUCAGCCGCGUUGGUGUGCAAAACGUUACUUGGUCAAAAUGGCGCCGCCCGGGCAUAUGA
Messenger RNA from Ostreobium quekettii, 588 nucleotides. The record is from the annotation of a GenBank genome assembly. Lineage: Eukaryota; Viridiplantae; Chlorophyta; Ulvophyceae; Bryopsidales; Ostreobiaceae.